UCUACUCGCUUUUGCUAUAGAUGAUGUAAACAUUGCUUAUGUACACAUAAAAUGAUGUUCGAAAAUUUGCAAAAAGGUAGUAGGAGAUAUUAAAAAGAAUUUGUUAGCUCAGAACGUUGAAAUUUGACCAACACCGCAUACAUAUUUUCUGUGGGAUUCAAUAAACUAUCAUCGAAAUGGAUAUGGACCUGAUUGGCCUUUAAAUUGCUUCUAAAAUCGACGUUCGCAUGAAACUAUCAAAAUUCCUUGUGUGCUAACAGUGUAUGAUGGUGCAUUCGCGAAUACAUGAAAAGUAGGUUAAUCGUGUGAAAGAAUCUGUACCAAAAAUAUUGUGUAUGCCAAGAGAGAUACGUGAACGAAAACCAUUUUGUGUGUAUACAUUGUUGAUUAAAAAGUUUGAGGCCAUCGCAUCGAAUCUAUUUUAAAAUAAUUUUAUGAAAUAAUUGACUUUAAUAAUGUCGGAAUGAAAAUAAAUUCAAAUAAGUUAUGAAAGUAAAAAGUAGUGCAAUUUAUUGUUUCGAAAAUUGAUUGUCGAAUUGUCGAAUUGUCGAAUAGUUCGAGCUGAAGGAAUAUAAAACAUUAAGGAAAUGAAGAUAAACGUACCGAAAAUGGUGACACCGAUUGAGGAAACGCUAGAGCAAAAUUUGAAGGUUCGUACGGGCAUGGUUAACGUGAGUGAUGGAAAAAGCAACCCAGAGCCGACACGUUUAAAAUUAACAAUGGAAUUACUGAUCUUGCAACGAUUAGAUUCAUCGACACCGUCAACGAUUAAUUCUGAGGAACGAAUGGUGCAAAUCAGACGCGACAAGAAUAGCGGUCUCGGUUUAAGUAUAAAAGGUGGCGCUGAACAUAAGCUUCCCAUACUGAUUUCGAAAAUAUACAGAGAUCAAGCAGCCGAUAUAACGGGACAGUUAUUUGUAGGCGAUGCAAUUAUUAAGGUCAAUGGGGAAUUUAUAACAGCGUGUGAGCAUGACGAUACAGUUAAUAUUUUACGAAAUGCAGGUGAUAUAGUGGUAUUGACUGUGAAGCAUUAUAAGGCAGCAACUCCCUUUUUACAAAAACAAUUGGCUCGAGACACGCCUGAUUCUGAUAAUGACGCCAUGUGUGUUGAAUUAAAAAAAGAUGAAGGAUGGAAAAAAUCGUUCAACAAUAGUAGACCGGUUUCAGUUGCAUCAGACAUCACGGACCGAAAUGAUAAGAAAUGGGUCGACAUUAUUUCAGUACCACUUAUGAUGGCAUACGUAACACGAUUUAUUUAUGGAACCGAUAAGCUGAGGACAAAUGCGUUUGAAGUGCGUGGAUUGAAUGGAGUUUCCAGUGGAAUCAUACAUUGUGACCUGGCGAUUUUAAGUCAAUGGCUUAAACUCAUCUCUGAUAAUAUUGUGGGUUUGACUCAAUUGCAGAUGAAGCUAUAUAAUCGAAAUUUUGCAAUUGGAGAGCGCAUAGAAUAUAUGGGAUGGGUUAAUGAGGGCGUUAUUAAUAGUAACAUAUCAUGGCAAACAUACAAACCAAGGUUUUUAGUGCUCAAAGGGACGGAAGUAAUGCUCUUUGACUCUCCACCGCUGAGCGUUACUGGCCUUACAAAGUCGAGUAGUGCUUAUAAGGUGUAUCAAACAAUGUUUCGCGUGAUCAAAGAAUCUGAAACCGUCGAUGCGCGGCAGCAUUGUUUUUUGCUUCAAAGCUCGCCACCACAUACAACACCUCGGUAUUUAAGUGUGGAAACGCGUCAAGAACUGUUACGAAUAGAAAAUAGUUGGAACUCAACGAUCAUUACAAGUGUUAUUAAAUUGGGUCGCAAAACAUUUGCAGUUUCACACUUAGGUCGAAGUGGUGGUUUGACAUUGGAUUGGCAAUCGGGAUUUUCACUAACGGAAGGUGCUGACGCAACUGUCGUAUGGCAGUAUAAAUUUUCAGCUAAAAUUACAUUUCCAUGACCCCGAAACAAGAUCAAUUGACACAAAGGAGAUCGAGUGUCAGGUAUUACAAAGCUUGCUGUUCUGUAUGCAUGCAUUUCUAACAGCAAAAGUGGCUUCGGUAGACCCAACGUUUCUAAGUUCAAUUCAGCAAAAUUAAGUUGCAGACCCAGUUUUGAAAUUGCACAAACCUAAUCAACAUAACAGCUUAAACUUAGAAUUAGAAAUUGAAAAUUAUUCAAUUAUGAGUAUUUGUUCAAAUAAAUGAUGUUUAGCUAAAUCAA
This is a messenger RNA of Sitodiplosis mosellana (orange wheat blossom midge), 2197 nucleotides long. It is a transcript of the gene Syn2, whose product is annotated as gamma-1-syntrophin. Gene Ontology annotation, molecular function: structural molecule activity; protein binding. Gene Ontology annotation, cellular component: dystrophin-associated glycoprotein complex; intracellular anatomical structure. The record is from RefSeq and is a predicted model, not a curated record. Lineage: Eukaryota; Metazoa; Arthropoda; Insecta; Diptera; Cecidomyiidae.